UCCCAUACCCUUUUCCUAUGCCAUUUUGAAAGUGGCUCCUUUUGUUUCACCAACUACCUUUUUUUUCUUUGAAUAAAAAGUAAAUAUUUUUCAAAAGAUUCCCCAACGUGAGAUCGUGACUUUGAUUUUCAAUCCACUCCCUUGUUUGUUGGUUGACUUUUAUCUUGCUUUCAUGUUCUACCUAUCCUGAAAUUCUGACUGGUACAAAGUUUGAUACCAUAGUGUUUGAUUUUUCUGUAUAUAUAAACUUUAAACUUUGAUGGUUUUUUAUGGAUACCCUUUUUGAAGAAUUACUUGUUUCUUCCAUGAAUGAUUUUAACUUCAACCAAGGUACAAAUCAAAAUAUAGUGGAGUCUAGAGAAAGGUCUCCACAUGAAACAAAUCAUCCUCAAUUGAGUGAUUCAAGCCAAUCUUUGAGCUUGGUUUCGGUGGGAGAUUCUCCAGGCUCUACCUCUACCGACUCCUUUAAUGCUACACUAAAGUAUCUAAGUGAGAUACUCAUGGAAGAGGAGGAUUUGGAGAGAAAGUUCUUGAUUUUGGAGGACCCUUUGGCACUCCAAGCUGCUGAAAAGCCAUUUUAUGACGUGCUUGGCCAGAAUUAUCCCCUUUCUUCCAAUAAAGGUGCAAACUCAUCUUCUGAUUCUGGGUCUCGGUUCAAUACCCAUCUGAGUCAAGAUUCAGUUUCUGAUCAUGUACAAUCUGUUGACCAUUUUAGGAGGACAGGGGAAGCUAGUUCAUUUUGUUAUAUGGGCAAUACCCAGAUCUUUGACUUGGAGAGUUUGGAGUAUAAUGUACCAGAUGAACCGAAGGGAAAGAGGAGUCUUCAGAGAGAAUAUGGUGAGAGUCAAGAAGAAAGUAGGAAAAUCAAGCAAUCAGGAGUUUAUAGUGAUGAUUCUGAGGCAGCAGAGAUGUUUGACAGAGUACUACUCUAUCAAGAUGAUAGUACUGAAUCUACUGAGUCAACUGUUCGUCAGAAGUUCUCACAGAAUGACCAAGCAAAAGGGUCUGGUAGAAAGGCACGUUUUUCGAAGAAAAGAGAUUAUAACAAGAAAGAAACGGUGGAUUUAUGGACCCUUUUGACUCAUUGUGCAGAAGCAGUAGCUGGCUAUGACCAAAGAACUGCAACUGAACAAUUGAGACGGAUAAGGCAGCAUUCUUCUCCUCGUGGAGACGCAACUCAAAGGUUAGCUCACUACUUUGCUAAUGGCUUUGAAGCACGCUUGACUGGAAAAAAAGUAGCUUCAUAUUCAGCUCUUAUAAGUAGUGAGAUGUCCUUCGCUGAUAUCUUGAAAGCUUACCAAGUAUACAUUACUGCCUGCCCUUUCUACAGGAUGACCUUUUCAUUUGCUAACCAAACAAUUAAGAAACUAGCAAAGAACGUAAAAAAUGUUCACAUCAUUGACUUUGGUAUUCUCUAUGGUUUCCAAUGGCCUGAGCUUAUCCAACGUCUCUCACAAACACCAGGAGGCCCUCCAAAGCUUCGAAUAACAGGAAUUGAGAUACCCCAACCAGGUUUUCGACCCUCAGAGAAGGUGGAAGAGACUAAGCGUCGUUUAGAUAAUUAUUGUGAGAGAUUCAAUGUUCCAUCUGAGUACACUGUGAUUGCUCAGAAGUGGGAAACAAUCCGUUAUGAGGAUCUCAAUAUCGAUCGAGACAGAGAUGAGCUUGUUGUGGUUAACUGUUUGUAUCGCUUAAAGCACAUACCAGAUGAAACAGUGGUGAUGAACAACCCAAGAGACACUGUGUUAAAGCUGAUAAGGAGAAUAAGCCCUGACCUUUUCAUCCAUGGUGUUGUUAAUGGUACAUAUAGUGCACCUUUCUUCAUGACAAGGUUCAAAGAGGCACUGUUUCACUACUCACCCUUGUUUGACAUGUUUGACACUACCGUACCUCGCCAAGAAGAGUACAGGUUAAAGUUUGAGAAAGCAGUGUAUGGAAGGGAUAUAGAGAACGUGAUAGCGUGUGAGGGGUUGGAUAGAGUUGAGAGGCCAGAGACUUACAGGCAGUGGCAGGUUCGGAACACAAGAGCUGGGUUCAAGCCGAUCCCACUUGACCAAGAAAUCUUUGAGGCUGUGAAGAACAGUGUACACACGAGUUACGACCACAACUUUGUUAUUGAACGACAUGGUGAGUGGUUGCUGCAAGGUUGGAAAGGACGUCGUAUAUAUUGUCUCUCUUUUUGGAAACCUACUUGAGACAGAGAGAGAGUUGAGACUUGACUAGUUAGAUUUCAAGUUUAAACUGUUGUGUGCUUUUUCUUCUUGUACUAGAUAAUUGAGGCAAGGCCGGCCACACACGGAGUCUCAUCCCAUAAAUACCAUAUCUAACAAAAAAGUUAAGCAUUGUUGAUUCAUAUGGCUAGGUAGGUCCAGAGUCCUGCCGUGACCUGACCUAUCCUGAAGUGGAAAGGGCCUUCGCCCUAUGAGGUUUUAUAUCUUUUUUGUUUAGAAAGCAAUCACACACGGACCAAGGGUGGAGAUGGAUUCUAUUAACUCUCGAGUUGGCCUCGAGAGAUGCGAUUGUUCGAGGAUAUUCCUAACCACCCUUCAAACUUCAAGACCCAAUUUUUUUUGGAUGAAUGGCCUCGACCCAUCCAAGUUCUACUCAUUCUAAUGUCCUCUUAAGUCUUGUCUUCGUAUUUUUUGAGCUUAAAUUUCAUCUUUUUCUUAAGCUCGACUAGUUAUACUUUUACUGUUGUACAACCAAUUAUGAUCGCCCAAAGUCGACCAAGGAGAUGUCUUUCGACUUGAAUUUUACCUUAGUGUAAUUAUCACAAAGUUUGUU
Molecule: messenger RNA, 2784 nt
Organism: Humulus lupulus (European hop)
Lineage: Eukaryota; Viridiplantae; Streptophyta; Magnoliopsida; Rosales; Cannabaceae
Product: scarecrow-like protein 11
Exons: 1
Coding region: 270-2195 (641 amino acids)
Biological process (GO): regulation of DNA-templated transcription
Cellular component (GO): nucleus
Molecular function (GO): DNA-binding transcription factor activity; sequence-specific DNA binding
Source: RefSeq, a predicted model, not a curated record